Messenger RNA from Cantharellus anzutake, 1800 nucleotides. RefSeq names its product Mur ligase. Lineage: Eukaryota; Fungi; Basidiomycota; Agaricomycetes; Cantharellales; Hydnaceae. Gene Ontology annotation, molecular function: dihydrofolate synthase activity; ATP binding; tetrahydrofolylpolyglutamate synthase activity. The record is from RefSeq and is a predicted model, not a curated record. Bases 254 to 1654 code for a protein of 466 amino acids. Gene Ontology annotation, biological process: folic acid-containing compound biosynthetic process. The transcript has a single exon. Gene Ontology annotation, cellular component: cytoplasm; cytosol; mitochondrion.
ACCGUUGAAUCAAUGAUCUUGAGUGGGAAUGUGAGAAUGACUCUGGAUCAUGUAAGCAAGACUGAGUCGGCCAUGAUUCUUCGCCUCAAGUUAUAUCGGACGGUGAGUUCAUGGCUACCAGCCUUUUUUGACACGGGUAUGUUCAUGCCGAAGAGGCGAAUCUUCAGAAAUUGAGACGUGCCCACGAGGGGUGCACGCGUGUUGGGUCAGGCUUGCCGCAGUCACGCCAUUUUGAACUACUCCAGCCUUGAAGAUGUCCAUCGAUCUUGGGCUUGACAGAAUCAAGGCUCUCCUGGAACAUAUCCCAUAUGCUAGACCGACAAUUCAUGUAGUGGGAACAAACGGUAAAGGAAGUGUGUCAUCUCUGAUCGAACACGCCUUGCUGUCUGGUGGUCUCUCGGUUGGUAAAUUUACGAGCCCUCAUCUCGUCCAUGCCUACGAUUGCAUUUCAAUCAACGGUCAAUCUGUCUCCCCAGUUACAUACGAGCGUUUGUCGUCGCAUCUCAAGUCCUUAUCGGUGGAUCACGAAAUUGACGCGAGUCCGUUCGAGUUUUUGACUGCUACAGCACUCUCGGCGUUCGAGGAGGAAAAGCUGGAUGUCGUCAUCCUGGAAGCUGGAAUGGGUGGAAGGCUGGAUGCCACGAAUGCACUUCCAGAUGAAGUCAUGCUGAUCACUGUCAUUACUGCAAUCGACUUCGAUCAUCAAGCAUUCCUUGGGGAUACAAUAUCUUCUAUCGCUCGCGAGAAAGCUGGAGUAAUACGAGAGCAUGGUUCGGUGGUUUUAGGGGAUCAAUCACCAGAAAGUGUUGCUGAGGUCCUCCAAGCCGUCGUCGAAGUUGCCUCACAGCAGAGCGCCAAAAUAAUUAAGUCAAAGCCCGCUACUCGUAUCACUGAAGGACCAGGAAACUCGCCUUCCGAUGGUGAUGCCUGGGAGCCACCGGCUCCCUUCCAGAGCAUUUCCCUGCCUUCACUGAACGGUGACAAGGAGAUCCGGAUACAACUUCCGCUUCUUGGCGAACAUCAGCUUGGCAACGCCGGAGUCGCCUACGAAGCUCUCAAGGCUCUCCGGGAGCGACGACCUGCCUUAUUCCGAGCUGUGAGUGACGAUAGUAUUUCGAAUGGUUUUGGAAGCGUACGCUGGUUGGGACGCCUUUCUUGGACAACCAUACCGUUGCCCGCCUUUCCGCCCAGUGAGGAUAAAGAUGGCCCGCCUUCUCUAAGGGUCCUUGUGGAUGGAGCACAUAAUGAGGCUUCUUCACAGGCGCUUUCCUCCUAUCUUGAAUCUGUGGGAUUGGGAGGGGGUCGAGGCCAUACUCCACGGACCUUCAUUGUUGCCUUCUCACAUUCUCCACCGAAGACUCCGGAAGACAUCCUCAAAAAACUGCUGAAAUCAGGAGAUCGUGUUGCGCUCAUUCCCUUUAAGCAACCUGUCGAGGGCAUGCCUUGGGUUCGGAACGCCUGGAGGGAUGAUGUGAGGCGUUCCGUUACAAAACGAAUCGGCUCGUCGGGCGAGAUAUGGGAGCCUCAACGACAUGUCGCCGAUUCGCCCUUUCUACAGGCCUUACACUGGGCUAGGCGCAGGGGUGAAACGGCUAUCAUCGCUGGCAGUCUUUAUCUGGCUGGCGAUUUCUACCGGGAAUUUGGGAUUCUAUAGCACGCCCGCUGAAUGAAAAGGGAUUUGAGAAGCGGUACUUCACAAUGGCCCUGUCCAUGAUUGAUUAGCAGCAUGAUUAUGCAUAACGAAUAAGCGUUCUUGGAAUCCCGGUCGAAAAGGCCACAUUUCAUUCACUACUGCCACAU